Messenger RNA from Lemur catta (Ring-tailed lemur), 6503 nucleotides. RefSeq names its product BICD cargo adaptor 2 (gene BICD2). Lineage: Eukaryota; Metazoa; Chordata; Mammalia; Primates; Lemuridae. The record is from RefSeq and is a predicted model, not a curated record. The transcript is spliced from 7 exons. Gene Ontology annotation, molecular function: dynein complex binding; cytoskeletal adaptor activity; dynactin binding. Gene Ontology annotation, cellular component: Golgi apparatus; cytosol. Gene Ontology annotation, biological process: protein localization to organelle; microtubule anchoring at microtubule organizing center; regulation of microtubule cytoskeleton organization. The coding region runs from base 91 to 2652 and encodes 853 amino acids.
GGGCUGGGCAGCUGCGGUGGCGGCGGCGGCGGCUGAGGAGGGCCCGGCCUGCGGGAGCCUCGGUGGGAGCCGGCCCCGCGCUCGGCCACCAUGUCGGCGCCGUCGGAGGAGGAGGAGUACGCGCGGCUGGUGAUGGAGGCACAGCCCGAGUGGCUGCGCGCCGAGGUGAAGCGGCUCUCGCACGAGCUGGCGGAGACCACGCGCGAGAAGAUCCAGGCGGCCGAGUACGGGCUGGCGGUGCUCGAGGAGAAGCACCAGCUCAAGCUGCAGUUCGAGGAGCUCGAGGUGGACUAUGAGGCUAUCCGCAGCGAAAUGGAGCAGCUCAAGGAGGCCUUCGGACAGGCGCACACAAACCACAAGAAGGUAGCAGCGGACGGCGAGAGCCGGGAGGAGACCCUGAUCCAGGAGUCGGCCUCCAAGGAGCAGUACUAUGUGCGGAAGGUGUUGGAGCUGCAGACGGAGCUGAAGCAGCUGCGCAAUGUCCUCACCAACACGCAGUCAGAGAACGAGCGCCUCGCCUCGGUGGCCCAGGAGCUGAAGGAGAUCAACCAGAACGUGGAGAUCCAGCGUGGCCGCCUGCGGGAUGACAUCAAGGAGUACAAAUUCCGGGAGGCCCGCCUGCUUCAGGACUACUCGGAGCUAGAGGAGGAGAACAUCAGCCUGCAGAAGCAAGUAUCUGUGCUCAGGCAGAACCAGGUGGAAUUUGAGGGCCUUAAGCAUGAGAUCAAGCGUCUGGAGGAGGAGACUGAGUACCUCAACAGCCAGCUGGAGGAUGCCAUCCGGCUCAAGGAGAUCUCGGAGCGGCAGCUGGAGGAGGCUCUAGAGACACUGAAGACAGAGCGGGAGCAGAAGAACAGCCUGCGGAAGGAGCUGUCCCACUACAUGAGCAUCAACGACUCCUUCUACACUAGCCACCUGCACGUGUCACUGGAUGGCCUCAAGUUCAGCGAUGACACUGCGGAGCCCAACAAUGAUGCUGAGGCCCUGGUCAAUGGCUUUGAGCAUGGCAGCCUGGCCAAGCUACCACUGGACAACAAGAGCUCCACACCCAAGAAGGAUGGCCUCACGCCGCCCCCUCCCAGCCUUGUCUCCGACCUACUCAGCGAGCUCAACAUCUCUGAGAUCCAGAAGUUGAAGCAGCAGCUGAUGCAGAUGGAGCGGGAGAAGGCUGGCCUGCUGGCGACGCUUCAGGACACACAGAAGCAGCUGGAACACGCACGGGCGUCCCUGUCAGAGCAGCACGAGAAGGUGAGCCGCCUCACAGAGAACGUAAGUGCCCUGCGGCGCCUGCAGGCUGGCAAGGAGCGGCAAACAGCCCUGGACGAUGAGAAGGACCGCGACAGCCAUGAGGAUGGUGACUACUAUGAGGUGGACAUCAAUGGGCCUGAGAUCCUAGCCUGCAAGUACCACGUGGCUGUGGCUGAAGCUGGUGAGCUGCGGGAGCAGCUCAAGGCGCUACGCAGCACUCACGAGGCCCGUGAGGCCCAGCACGCCGAGGAGAAGGGCCGCUAUGAGGCCGAGGGCCAGGCGCUCACCGAAAAGGUCUCCCUGCUGGAGAAGGCCAGCCGCCAGGACCGGGAGCUGCUGGCCCGGCUGGAGAAGGAGCUGAAGAAGGUGAGCGACGUGGCUGGUGAGACACAGGGCAGCCUGAGCGUGGCCCAGGAUGAGCUGGUGACCUUCAGUGAGGAGCUGGCCAACCUGUACCACCACGUGUGCAUGUGCAACAACGAGACGCCCAACCGCGUCAUGCUGGACUACUACCGUGAGGGCCAGGGAGGGGCUGGCCGCACUAGUCCUGGGGGCCGCACCAGUCCUGAAGGCCGUGGGCGCCGUUCGCCUGUCCUCUUGCCCAAGGGGCUGCUGGCCACAGAGACUGGCCGAGCAGAUGGCGGGACCGGGGACAGCAGCCCCUUGCCGAGCUCUUCAUUGCCAUCUCCCCUGAGUGAUCCGCGUCGGGAGCCCAUGAACAUCUACAACCUGAUCGCUAUCAUCCGUGACCAGAUCAAGCACCUGCAGGCGGCCGUCGACCGCACAACAGAGCUGUCUCGGCAGCGCAUCGCCUCGCAGGAGCUGGGCCCCGCCGUGGACAAGGACAAGGAGGCGCUCAUGGAGGAGAUCCUUAAGCUGAAAUCACUGCUCAGCACCAAGCGGGAACAGAUCACCACCUUGCGCACUGUGCUCAAGGCCAACAAGCAGACGGCUGAGGUGGCCCUCGCCAACCUAAAGAGCAAGUAUGAAAAUGAGAAGGCCAUGGUGACCGAGACCAUGAUGAAGCUGCGCAAUGAGCUCAAGGCCCUCAAGGAGGACGCAGCCACCUUUUCCUCGCUGCGUGCCAUGUUCGCCACCAGGUGUGACGAGUACAUCACGCAGCUGGACGAGAUGCAGCGGCAGCUGGCAGCCGCUGAGGACGAGAAGAAAACACUGAACUCGCUGCUGCGCAUGGCCAUCCAGCAGAAGCUAGCACUGACCCAGCGGCUGGAGCUGCUCGAGCUGGACCACGAGCAGACCCGGCGUGGCCGUGCCAAAGCCGCCCCGAAGGCCAAGCCGGCCACCCCGAGCGUAAGUCACACAUGCGCCUGCGCCAGUGACAGAGCCGAGGGCACUGUCAACCAGGUGUUCUGCAGCGAGAAGCACAGCAUUUACUGUGAUUAGGGGCUGCAGGGCGCUGCACGCUGCAGCUAACGCCCGCUUCACUCAACUAACCCAGCAACGGCGGGACGGCGGCACUAGGUUGGUCUUAACGUGACUAAUGCACAGAGGGCAGGAUUCUAGUCGAGGUGGCGUGGGGCGCGUGAGUCACCAGGACACUCCUGUGAGCUUUGUGUCGCUUCUCACUCCUUAAAGCCUCCUCAGCAGCACCCCAUCCUCAGCUACUCUCUUGUUGGGGGGGUGGUCUGAGGUAGGGAUGGAGCUGCACGUGCUUGUCGUGCUUGUAGAAGACAGACAUGUGAAAGUGUCUUCCAGAGGCCCUGGGCACCCUUGGGAAAACCCAAGGGAGGGAGUCCUGGUCCUGUUCCCUUGGCACCCAAAAGGAGUAGAACCUGAGUUGAAACUUGCAUGUUUCUUGAAUGUGUCUAAUGUCAGCACCAGAAAGCAGUUUUAGGAGGUUCCAGCCUGUAUCAAAGGUUUGGCCUCAGAGGACGGCUCUGCACUUGGCACAGUUUUAUGGAAAGAAUUACAUCGUAGUUUGUGUACCAUCUCACUGCAAAUCACAUUCAGGACAAAGGUGUAGAAUUUAUUCUACCGAACCCAGAGAGGAGCAGCCUGAGCCCCUGUAUUCUGCUGGCCAGACUCACUGGCACAGACACAGCUGGCCGCAACCUGGGAGACCAGAGCUGAGCUUCUCAUUUCUGAGAUCUGCAUGCUUGUCUGGAGGCCUUUGAGGUAACAAAUUGCCAGGGCUCAAGGCCUAGGUCUUCCUUUUUAAUGAGAAAAGCUUUCCAAGUGCCUGGUCAGACCUUGAUCCUCAGCGCACAGCCCGUCCUUUUGUACUUGGGGUGAUCCCGGUAACCCAUUAUCAGGCCUUUGUCCAGGGGGCUUCAGACCUGAAGAAGCAGGGCUUUGGAAGCCCCAGCCUGGAGUCUGAGCCCCAGCAGGCUCAGCUGAAUUGAGGGACACCCAGAGUCGUAACCAGAGCCCAGCCUGGUGCUGGGAAAGCUUUGCAUGCACCCAGGGCCAGUUCCCAGGAUUCACAGGUAGGAGGUGUUUGGUUCUCUUUAUUUAGUGCAAUUUUGGGGGAUAGCGACCGAGAAAGGGGAAAGGCAGCUGCAGGGCUCUCCCGUUGACAGAGGCUCCAUCCACACCAGAGCUUUGGCAUCAGGCCAUCUGCGUUCCCACGUUCUGAAGCAGAACUUUUCUCAGUAUUCCUCUCCAGUCACCCCAUGGGGCAUCCGGACCUGAAACUGCAGUCUCUUCUUGUACCGGCUGCUUGCCUUGUCUCGUACGGAAAGGGGAUUCCCGUUAUCUGGCAUUCCCGUUAUCUGGCAGGAGACCAUGUUGCCCUCUGCCACAGCUGUCUGCCCCCGCCUACUCUUCCCCCUGGUGCUCAGUGUGUCUUAGUCCCCCCCAGACUCCAGGACGGGCCCACGUGUCUCCCCUGUGCGUCUGUCCUGAGCUUGGAUUCCCUGGCCCCGCAGGACCUGUGGUGGGUUGGCCGCCUGCAUGCCUGCCCUGCACGCCGCUUCACCCUCUCCUCGAGAGCCUGGCACGCAGCUUCUCUCCAUACUCCUAAGGGGCUUUGUGGGCGCUAAGAGCCACCAGCCCCCUAACACACACAGGUCUUCUCUUCUGCCAACUAACGUGCUCAUGCCCUCCCAGCACGUGGAGAGCUUUAGUUGUCAGACGAAAGGGAGGGAAGGGUGACCUGUUUCUAACGCUGUCUUGUUUUCUCCCGUUUUCAGCUGUAGAGUAGCUGCCGGGAGGACUCGGCCCCCUGGCCCUGUCACACCGCAGCUCCCUCACCUUCCCUCCCGUGCCCACGUGGAGGAAGGAAGGGCAACCUAAAAGUCCACUUAGAAACGUUUUUGGAUAUGCCACUGCAAUUCUUUUCAAAAUAGCAUUCCCCAAGUUUUUAAUGGGAGGAAAAAAGCUUUAAUGUAGAGCAUGCCGCGAGCUGCUGCAUGGAAAGGCCUCCGUAUGGGCCGAAGACCCUGCUUCCCGCUGCCAGGCUCUCCAGGGGCCCACUGGAUACGCCCACCACAGGGGCUCCUUGUUACACGUGUUCCUUUUUUAUCCGAUCGACCUGUGCACUUUUGAUAUUUUGAUAUUAUAUUUGCUUCUUUAAUUCCUCGCAUAGAGACCGUCUCAGAUGCCGUGGUCUGUGCUCAUGGUCCUGUAGCUGUCCGCCUCAGCUCCCGUGUUGGUCUGGCGUCAGCACGAGGCAGAGCUGUGUGCCCGUAGGGUGUAGCUCUAGACUGUGGAGAUGAGGGCUUCGACCCGGCGAGGAGCUCGGCUGAGUGUAUCCGCGCUGUGGUCCAGCAGCCUUUUAGAUUAUACGGCAUUAUGGUUCAUGUUUGAAAUUACAGAUUUUAAAUGCCAUGUUCAUUAAGAAAUCCAGGGUAUUCCAAUUCUGGGGUUUUUCAUAUUGUAUUAUUAUUAUUCUUAGGAAUAGUUCAAUGUAACAAGAAGAAAACUUGACCUUUGCUCUGGUUAAAACAGUAAUAGGCACUUGAAAAAAAAAGAUAAAUUAUUGAAUGAGUAGUAUUACCUACAAAUUCCAGAAUUUUCUGGGUUUUAGGACAUUGUGAAGCAUGACUGAUUAACAGAAUUUUAUACAACUGUACCAGUAAAAUUCCAAAUUGGAAUUGUUUUGUUACUCUGGUUGUUGUGCCAAAUUGUGGUACACUUAGAAAAUUCUACAGUUGUCGAUUUUUAGGGUAUUCUCUUUCAACGCCUUUUUGUUAGUAAUCAUUGCCAGUAGUGCCUUCAUCAGUUAAGGGAGGUGUCCCAGCGUAGAUCAUUCUCCAAAGCAGGCAGGGAAGAGUUGUUGGGCGUGCUGAAGGCCAGUGUGGACCAGCAGGUGGGGGCGGGGGCAUGCCUCACACCUGGACCUGGGCAUCUUCAUUGUGGGAAAGAAAACAGUCAUUGUGCAAAAUUCUGUUAGUCAGUGAUUCUUUACUAGCAAAUUCAGGGGCUUAGAAAACAAAAGCAAACACAAAACCGUGAGUGUGCUCUGGGAACCAAAUGGACUUUCUGGGACAAGCUGAGCAAGCUGUGUGAACGCCACGUUUGUGAAGAGCUGAAGGUGUCAGGAGGGCCGGCCUCUGUCGGCAUGCGCAGUGGGGGAUGAGGGUUAGCCAUAGUAUUCUUUGCAAAUGUGAAAGCGAGACAUUAUAUCCUCUCUUGCUUGGUGUAACUAAUCACUGUUAAUUUCAGGAAACAGAAUUCAUUAAAGCUCCUUAGCAAACCAGGUCUACAUCCUGUUCUGUUUGCUGAGUGAGGUUUGUGUGAGUGGUCAAAUUGGUACUCUUGGAGGAAGAAAAACUGUCCUCCCUCCUUCCAAAAAAGGACAAAUUAUAAUAAUAUACAUGACAAGAAUAAAAGAAUUCUGUUUCCUGGAAUAAGCAUUUCUUAUUCCUAGUUGUAGGGACUCCUAUUUUUACCUUCUGUUACAGUGUUGAUUCAUAAGAAAUAUUGUUACAUUUGAGAUAACUGCAUCUGUAUGGGGUAUUUAUUUGCAAUGACGUCUGAGUACUGUAUUUUUUCUGUGCAUUACCUUAGUGUCUGAAUGUUGGUCUUUAUUUUAAAGUCAUAUGCAUGUUUUCCUGCCAAGGAACCUUUACACAGACCCAAACAAACAAAUAAUAAUAAGCAAAUGCCUUCAAUUUUUGAGAAAAUGAGGCAGAGCAUGGAAAAGGAGUAGGAAGGAAAAAUUAAUCAAGACUCUUCGGGCACAGACAUGAUGUGAAUGUCUACAAAGCCAGUGUGCAUAGGAACAGUGGGCCUGGGUAAAGGGUCACAUUGGUAGGACCAAUAAAUAAAGAAUAAUAAAAAGACGAAGCACA